CACCUCAUCUCUAAACCCUGCCUCGCCUCGCCACUCUGCCUCCCAAUCCUCCGCCUCGUCCCCCCAUCUUAUCCUCUCGGCUCGCCCUCAGCUCCUCCGUCUCCCAAUGGCCUCCGCCAACGCCAUCUCCGCCGCCUCCCUCCUCCGGCCCCUCUCUCAGGGCUGGGCGAGGAGGGCCAGGAACGGCCGGUCGCAGCGGUUCGUUGUCCGUGCCGACGCCAAGGACAUCGCCUUCGACCAGAAGUCCAGAGCGGCGCUCCAGGCCGGCGUCGAGAAGCUCGCUAAUGCCGUCGGUGUCACCCUCGGGCCCCGAGGAAGGAAUGUAGUUCUGGAUGAGUAUGGCAGCCCCAAAGUUGUAAAUGAUGGAGUAACUAUUGCCCGGGCUAUUGAGCUGUAUGAUCCAAUGGAAAAUGCUGGUGCAGCACUAAUCCGUGAGGUUGCUAGCAAGACCAAUGAUUCUGCUGGUGAUGGAACUACAACUGCUUCUGUCCUUGCUCGUGAAAUUAUCAAGCUAGGCCUUCUGAGUGUAACGUCUGGUGCAAACCCUGUGUCACUUAAGAAGGGAAUUGACAAAACUGUGCAGGGUCUAAUUCAGGAGCUUGAGAAUAAGGCCAGACCAGUCAAGGGUGGUGGUGAUAUCAAAGCUGUUGCGUCUAUCUCUGCUGGCAAUGAUGAAUUCAUCGGAUCCAUGAUUGCCGAAGCAAUUGACAAAGUGGGCCCUGAUGGUGUCCUUUCAAUUGAAUCUUCAUCAUCUUUUGAGACUACUGUUGAUGUUGAAGAAGGAAUGGAGAUUGACCGUGGAUAUAUUUCUCCGCAAUUUGUUACCAAUCUCGAGAAAUCUAUUGUGGAGUUUGAGAAUGCUAAGGUUCUUAUUACUGAUCAGAAGAUCACAAGCAUAAAGGAAAUCCUUCCAAUUUUGGAGAAGACCACACAGCUGAGAGCCCCACUGUUCAUUAUCGCUGAGGACAUUACUGGUGAAGCUUUGGCAACUCUUGUUGUUAACAAGCUUCGAGGAAUCCUUAACGUUGCUGCAAUUAAGGCCCCAAGCUUUGGUGAGCGGCGGAAGGCUGUCCUUCAGGACAUUGCCAUUGUCACAGGUGCAGAGUUCCUAGCAAAAGAUCUUGGUUUGUUGGUUGAAAAUGCUACAGAGGAACAACUUGGGACAGCAAGGAAAGUCACGAUACAUCAGACCACAACCACCCUGAUAGCAGAUGCAGCCAGUAAAGAUGAGAUCCAUUCUACCACAUCUUAUAAUCAAUGGAACACCAGAUCAACCAGUGAAUUAACAAAUUCAUCAUACAUUUUAGCCAAAGCUACUUCAUAUCUACAGAACAAACAACGAACACACUCACCCUCGAGCACAGUCGCACAGGUGACCCCGAUGCAGAAUCUUCAAUGUCGUUCACCGCCGUCGGAGCUUGGGUAUGGGCUGGACGACGAGAGGCAGGGGCAAAUGGAGGCUGGAUGGAAGGGGUUGAGAGGGAUACAGGGCCGGCGAGGUGGCGGGCUCGUCGUGGUUGCGGCCGGGUUCUAGCCCGCCAGUAGCGGAGCUAGGGUUCGAGAGGGGGAAAUGGAGGCGGGAGAGAGGCAAAGCCCCACUAUAAAUAGUAGAGGGGGGCUCCAAAUGAAGACAUCCAUCAAGUGCUCAACUUCAAGCCUCCUCUUGUGUUUAGAGUUGUGUUAGCUUAGGGAGUGAGUAGAGGUACUCAGGAGGGGUGCCGGUCUUCGGCGCUCUUCUCCAUUUUGUACCUCUAUGAGAGUGAGGGAGUAGUUCGGGAGAAGUGCCGGGGGUGUCGGCACUCUCAGCUUGUACCUCUACGGAUGCUGCUACAUUCUUCGGGUUUUAUUAAGUAUUCGUGGUUCCUAU
Messenger RNA from Panicum virgatum (switchgrass), 1867 nucleotides. Its product is annotated as ruBisCO large subunit-binding protein subunit alpha, chloroplastic-like. The coding region runs from base 107 to 1534 and encodes 475 amino acids. The record is from RefSeq and is a predicted model, not a curated record. Gene Ontology annotation, molecular function: ATP binding; ATP-dependent protein folding chaperone. Lineage: Eukaryota; Viridiplantae; Streptophyta; Magnoliopsida; Poales; Poaceae. Gene Ontology annotation, biological process: protein refolding. The transcript has 7 exons.